UCAUUAUUUACGACUGGCCAAGUGACAUGUGACUACAGAAAAGGGGAAGAUUUCUAGAGAACAGCUCAUUGUAUAAGUAGGACAUUUACAGUAACUGUAUGUAAAAUAGCAGCAAAGAUUCUGCAAAACACUUUGUGUUCAACAGGUUUGGAACAAAAUUGGGGGGAUUCCUUCAUAAUUUCAAUAAAAACAGAUUAGCAUUUAUGUGAUGGAUAAAGUUCAAGCUGUAGUUUCACGCAGGAGUGGGCGACUGUCGGGUAAAUAUAACAUGGGUGAUGUGGUAAUAAUGAGGAAGUGUCUCCUGUCUGAGGGGAUGUUCACGCUGCCUUUUAUAACUUUGCAGAAUAUGCUAGAGUCAUGACUGACGUACCAACGCUGUGGUGGCCAUCACAUAUAUUGGGAAGAUCUCUUUAUUUGCUUCCCUAGGAGUGUUUGUUCGAAAAUACCAACGCUUCAUCUGUGCUUUUUCUUGUGCUUUCCACAACUCGUGAAAAGCUUAUCACAAGAUACAAUGGGAGGAAAUGCAUGUUUAACUUCACUUCUCAUUUUCUUCAAGUGAAGUGUGUGUAGCAUGACUCUGAAGGAGUCAGUUGACCGUUUCUUUUUUUGUUGGGGAUAAGUAGUGCCUCAAUCAGGGGAAAGUGGCUUCAAGGACCUCGUUGAUUUACGCCGACAAGCCAACGAGCAAUGAGUCUAUGUGUAGCUGUGCUGCUUUGUGUUGUGUGCAUCCAUCAAGUAUGUGGCAGCGAGGAUAUAUAUAUUACUGGUUACAGUGGCCAAUCAGUCGUACUGAAAUCUGGAGCGGACAGUUCAUGGAAACUCACUAGAGUUCAGUGGUCCAUUUAUAAGAACACAACAUUUAUUGCAAGUCUAAAGGACAGCGAAGUGAUUAUAUACAAGUUCUGGAGAUACCAGGGUCGACUUAAGCUCGACACCAGUACGGGAGAUUUAACAAUCAGUAAUGUGACCAUAGACGACAGCAUGAUAUAUAACGUGGCUUUGCUCGCAUCAGACUACACACGGAAACAAGUUAAAGUUCAUCUCACAGUUCAAGAGCCUCUCCAGAAACCAGUCAUCAAGAAGACGCUUCUUUCCCUCAAUGACAGCCAGUGCUACGUUGCCCUUGAGUGCACGGCAUCUGGCCAAAAGGUCAAUUUGUCCUGGACGCCUGAUGGCGAGUUCAACGGAUCGUAUAUUUCAGGAAUGCCAAACUCUGUCAACUCUUCGUUGGUUCUUUUCGCAUCAAUUAAUGGCAAAAUAAAGGUGACGUUCAACUGCACUGCCUCCAGUGUUCAACAAACAGAGACCAGGCAGAUGACAGUGCGAUGUUCAGAGGAGAAACUGAAGUGUGAAGUCUGCACCAUUUUCUGUUCAUGCGUUCCGUCUGUGAUGUUGAGUAUUGUGUUUACAGCUGCAGUCGUUUUGGUUUUAGCAUAUGCUUUUAAAAGAAAAGACACAAUUAUUGCUGCCUGCCCUGAAGGCCUCCUCAAGUUUUCUAGAAUAUAUACUAUCACACCACAGACAGCAGAGAUAUAAAGGACUCAGUUCACCGCAGUACUUAUCCUGGAUAUUUGUUUUUUUGAAGCACCACCAGUUUCAGCCCAGGCUCCCGUGGUGUUCAAAGGAAAGGAGACGCGGCGUAAGAAAAAGAAAACUUUGUUUGCAACCGUUACCUUAUGGAAAGGAACAUAUGAUGUUAUUUUUGACAGUCUUUUCGCUACGUUUGACUUUUUCUCUUCUUGAAGUAGUUUCAUGUUAAAGCAAAUAAUGUGCGGAGGAUGUGACUGUUGGUUUGACCUCAUUGUAUUCGGUCUAUGAAAUGUGUCAUCAGUCAUCUGAUGGUUUCUGGUACUUUAGUCACCUUUUUCAAAGAUACAAAAAAAAAAAACAUCUUCUAAAUCCAUCUAAAGGCUUGUGCUCCUUCAGUCUGAACGGACAUGAUGCUUCUGGUACUAAUGGCCUUUAAAUCUUGACUCAGCACGGCAGCUUUUUUAUUAAAAAAAUUGUCUACCUUCUUUGUUUAAAAAA
This is a messenger RNA of Cyprinus carpio (common carp), 2028 nucleotides long. RefSeq lists its product as uncharacterized. The record is from RefSeq and is a predicted model, not a curated record. NCBI's taxonomy places the organism in Eukaryota, Metazoa, Chordata, Actinopteri, Cypriniformes, Cyprinidae.